UUUUCCUCUGCUGACUCCCACUUGCAGGAGGAGCACUUGCCUCAGAAUACUCAAUUACCAGAGCCUGGCAGGUAGUGAGCAUCGACAAAGUGUUCCGCUGGAAGGCUGCAUGCAGACUACUUUUCCAGACAACUUGCUGCAGCAAACAACAACAAACCAACCGACGCAACAGUUCGUAAUGUUAUUGAAUGGAAUACGUAUUUCACAAAUGCGAACAUUGAGGGAAAGGGCCUGUUUUCAGAUGUGUUUCCAUGCGCUAGUCUUGUGAGUGUACAACUAACCAGGUGAAAGCUCAGAAGUGGCCCUAAGUGGCUGACUUUAGGAGGUCACUCAGUCAUCAUGGCGUAUCCUCAAGGCUUUCUCUUCCAACCGUCGGUUUCUCUGGCUCUCCAUUCCUGUCCCCCGUUCAGUUCCAGUGUGAUUUUAGGAAGACCGAGGACAGAUGAAAUGGGCCGGUCGUCUUCAGGGUCAGCCUUCGCGCCGUACGCGGGAUCACCGGCGUUCAAUGGCUCAUCGCCAGGCUUCAACUCUUACCUUCAGUACAGCGGAGAGCAGAGGGCGGCAAUGAACUCGUUUGUGGGUUCCGCGUAUGAUCCGUCAGCCGGCAUCACUGGCUCUUUAGAAUAUCACCCGUUUGGUGGUGCAUUGGGCCCCUAUCCAUAUGGCGACCCUGCAUACAGGAAAAAUGCAACACGGGAUGCGACUUCCACUCUCAAAGCGUGGCUCAAUGAACAUCGCAAAAACCCUUACCCCACCAAGGGCGAGAAGAUCAUGCUGGCAAUCAUCACCAAGAUGACCCUUACCCAAGUGUCCACCUGGUUCGCUAACGCCAGAAGACGUUUGAAGAAAGAGAACAAAAUGACGUGGAACCCGAGGAAUAGAAGUGAGGAUGAGGAAGAGGAUGACAACAUUGACCUGGAGAAGAAUGACGACGACGACGAGCCACUCAAGCCCACAGCAGAAAUUGGGUCGAAAAAUGAAGCAGAUGGACAUCAUCCAUAUCCAGUGGGAAUCUCCCGUGAGAGAGAGGACAAUAGCAGCAAUGAUAUGGAACCUGUCUUAUUAACUGAUCCGGAUUUAAAGGACCAUGGGGACAGGAGAGUGCCCGAGAUGCUGGGUCCCACUACCACAGCAUCUCCUCAAAACGUGCACCUUGGAGCGGAGAGGGAUUCAGACUCAGCGGACACGGCAAGUCCACCUGCACCGAGGCGUAAUGACACAGGCAACUCCAGCAAUGCCACGUCAGUGAUUGACUCGCCCCUUCCAGCCCCAAAACCUAAACUGUGGUCGCUGGCGGAGAUUGCAACUUCUUCGGACAAAUGUAAAGGAUGUAGCGAUGGUGCCCAGAACGUCCCCCGACAAUUGCGCACAGAGAUUCCGGCCCGUGUGUCAUCUCCACCGCGAGCCGCUCUUCAGAAUCAUUUCCCUCACAGCGCAGCCCUUUCAAGACAUGUCUAUUAUACAUCUCCCUUUUUCCAGGGUUACUCAAACUAUCAUGGCGCUUUUGGACAGCUGCACAGCCCCGGAUCCAACGUGGGGUCAGCGACACAUUUAAAUGGAUUACAUCAAACUAUGUUACACAGAGCCGAGGCUCUGGCAAGAGAUAGCAAAGCCAGGAGCCAAACACAGAUAGAUCUUUGUAAAGACUUGAGAUAUGAACUUAAGAAAGGUAUGACACAUGUUUAGUAGCCUGUGUUCUAUUUGGUAAGCUAUAGGCUCUAUAUAAACAUUUAUUUAUUAUCGAACUGGGAAAAUAAAGGAUAUUUUCAGUGGGGAAAAGGAAACAUUGAACAUGAGUAUUCUUGUGAGUCCCUAAAAAAGCAACAAACGAUUAUUUAGGAAUAUGAAUAUUGAAUUAUUACAUUUAGCAUUUUUUGAAGGAUAAUGUUUAAUAAUAUCUGAAGAAAGUAAAGUGCAUUCCUUUGUCAAAACGCGUGGUGAAUAUUUAAUCAUUAAAGAAGAGUUUUAUUGAA
Molecule: messenger RNA, 1973 nt
Organism: Salvelinus fontinalis (brook trout)
Lineage: Eukaryota; Metazoa; Chordata; Actinopteri; Salmoniformes; Salmonidae
Gene: irx5b
Product: iroquois homeobox 5b
Exons: 3
Coding region: 340-1686 (448 amino acids)
Biological process (GO): cell development; neuron differentiation; regulation of transcription by RNA polymerase II
Cellular component (GO): nucleus
Molecular function (GO): DNA-binding transcription factor activity, RNA polymerase II-specific; RNA polymerase II cis-regulatory region sequence-specific DNA binding
Source: RefSeq, a predicted model, not a curated record